Molecule: messenger RNA, 4935 nt
Organism: Nomascus leucogenys (northern white-cheeked gibbon)
Lineage: Eukaryota; Metazoa; Chordata; Mammalia; Primates; Hylobatidae
Gene: TSNARE1
Product: t-SNARE domain containing 1
Exons: 9
Coding region: 1141-3264 (707 amino acids)
Biological process (GO): vesicle-mediated transport
Cellular component (GO): nucleus; membrane
Source: RefSeq, a predicted model, not a curated record
CAGGAGGGCGGGGUGGGGAGGUGAAGUGGGAGGUGCAGGAGGGCGGGGUGGGGAGGUGAAGUGGGAGGUGCAGGAGGCCGCCCGCGUGGGCCUAGAGCAGCGCAAGAGGGACUUUGGCUUUGACCGGAAUGAGAUGUGGAACUGUUGGUGAGCUCUGAGGUUUGGACUGGCAAGAUCCGAACUGUCUUUAGCAGAAUCGCCCAGGCCUGCUGUGCACAAAAUGUGAGGGGAUGCAGUGGUGAGUGGGCCAGGGACGGGAGGCCGAGUUGCAGCCCAGGGAGAGGGACAGGAGGCUGCGUGGCAGUGCAGGGUGAGGAGGGGACUGGUGGGAGCGGGGGUGAGGGGCACUCUGCUUCUGCAUUCUUCUCACAGUGUUAAGCCAGUGGUUGGCCGAAGAGGCGUGUUUGGGAGCUGGAGGCCCUGGUGGCUCUCCAGAGCCUCAGAUGCCAGGAGGAGGCAGCCCUGACCAAGGCCCCGGGGAAGAAAGCUCCUGUCCCCGCGGUUCCCGCCUAGUCUGUGGUAACCUUAUGGCUCCUUGCCCUCCUUGGCCCACACCCUCUCUAGCCUGGUGGGUGCCUGUUCUGGGGGCAGUCUUCCUCCUCUGUGUGCCACAGGCUCUGCUCGCCCAGGGUGGGUAUCAGGAGGUGGGCCCUGCCCCUGUAGGCUUGGCCUGGGGUGGUGGUGCCAGGCUCGCUCCCACGUGUCGGCCCCCCUGGGUGAUGCCUGAGGGGCCUGCAGGGCCAUUUGGCCUGUAAAUAGAAAGGGUCACUGAGGCUCCCCAGUUUCCACCAGGCCAGGGUCCUCCCUGCACUUGGUGUGUGUGCCUGCGGCCGGCCUGGGGUACCGUUGCCCUGGUGCUUCUCUCUCCAGGGAUGGGGGUGGCGAACCCCAAGUGGGAGAUGGGCUGGUCUUCCCAGUUGCUUUCAAGGUCAUGCUUGGAACUGUAACCUGGGACUGUCCUGGUCUCCUUGUGUCUCACUGGGUCUGGGUGUGAGAACCGUCUCACCCGGGGCCCCUCAGAGGUGUGCAGGGGAGUGAGGACUGCUGGCCUCUCUGGGCCAUGGCGCUGUUGCCUUGAUUCUCCUGCUGGCUUUCCAAGGAGAGCUGACCCCGAGAGGGGCCUCUUUGCAGGGAGGGCUCAUGGCUCAGCCUCCUGUCUGUGGGGUAUUUGGGGAUGGUUGCAGCGGGAGAGCAAGGUGGUCCUCACAGUGGCUGAUUGGUGGGGCCCGGCUGCCACCGUUCUGGCUGGCUGGGCCACCCACCCCAGCCAGAGCUUACCUGCGCCAUCCUCUCUGCCUGCAUUUGUGCCCCCAUUGCCUCUUGCUGUGUGUCUGUCCAUGUCCCCCGUCUCUUGCUGGGUGUCUGCCUGUCCCUCCCUGUCCUGGCUCUUGGGCCCCCUCCUCUUUUUCUGUGGGAGUCACUGCUGCUCUCGUCUCUGUUCCCUUCUCUCUUUCUCUGAGUCUUUGCCUCUUUCUGUUUGCUACCCUUUCCCUACUUUUGUUUUCCUCUCUGCUGUUUUCUCUGUCUCUGUGUGUCUCUCGGCUCUCUCUCCGCCUGUCCAUCUGUCUGUCUCUGUCUCCCCCACUCGGCCCAUGUGUCCCUGCUUGCUGCGCCCUUCUGGGCCCUUGCUCUCUGCUGCCUUCCUCCCCUGCCUUCUCUCCUGGCUCCUUCUCGGUCCCCAGGCACACAGCGCAGCAGGAGACCAACAAGACCAUUGCAGCCAGCGCCAGCUCCGUGAAGCAGAUGGCCGAGCUGCUGCUCAGCUCCUCCCCGCAGGAGCGUCCUCAGCUGGACCGGCUGAAAACCCAGCUCUCGGAUGCCAUUCAGUGCUACGGAGUGGUGCAGAAGAAAAUUGCAGAAAAGUCCAGAGCGCUGCUUCCCGUGGCACAGAGGGGCAGUAAACAGCAGAGUCCCCAGGCCCCGUUUGCCGAGCUGGCUGCUGAUGAGAAGGUCUUUAAUGGGAGUGACAACAUGUGGCAGGGCCAGGAGCAGGUGCUGCUCCCGGACAUCACUGAGGAGGACCUGGAGGCCAUCCGGCUGCGGGAGGAGGCCAUCCUGCAGAUGGAGAGCAACUUGCUGGAUGUGAAUCAGAUCAUCAAGGACUUGGCCUCCAUGGUGUCAGAGCAAGGAGAAGCUGUCGGGUCCAGCAGCAGCAAAGCUAUGUGCCGGCAGAGCUGCAGUCCUGAGCCGGCCGUGGUGGCCCUGCUGCCAGGUGUCGGGCCGGGCUCCACACCCCUGCGGCCGGGCCCCCACUCCCGCACCAAGACACGCAAGCCCAACUUCAGCCCCCAGGAGACGGAGGUGCUGGUGCAGAGGGUGAGGCGCCACUACCCGCUGCUGUUCGGGGCGCUGCGGGGCACACCUGCCAGAAAGCACCGCGUGUGGAACCGUAUCCUGCAGGCAGUGAAUGCGCUGGGCUACUGCCGCCGCGACCUGGGUGACCUCAAGCACAAGUGGCGGGACCUGCGAGGUGCUGUGCGCAAGAAGCUGGCGGAGGGCGGCCCCGCCCCCGGCCUCCUCACGCCUGUGGAGCGCAUGGUGGCAGAGACCUUUUCCGCCCACGGUCCCCAAGGCGAGGGCCAGGCCACGGAGCCCCUGCCAAAUAGUAUUGAAGCCAGCCUUGAGGCUGCAUCCUCGCAUGCGGAGGCAGCCCGCCAGCUCCUGGCUGGAGCCAGCCGGCACCAACUGAUGAGGAGGAUGAGACCCCCAGCUGCUUGUGGCUGCCCCUGCGGACCCUGGAAGGGCCCAGCCCGCCUGAACCUGACCCCCUGGACUUACGAGGAGUCUUCCACGCACCCACCUCCUCACCCUCCCCACCUGCUUCCCCAGCCUCCACCCCACCAGCAACCACACUCAUGGGGGCCUUCCAGCCUUCCCCGCCCUCUUCGGCGCCAGCACCUCCCUUGCCCUCCAGGAGGACCCCAGUGGCAGCAUCUGAAACGUCCGCAUUUGAGCAGCGGCUGCUGGACUUCCACCGGCAGCAGGGUGCCCUGCUCUCCUCCUGGGCCCAGCAGCAGAGCACACUCAUGGCCCAGCAGAACCUGCUGCUGCAGCGGCUGGCCGAGCAGAGCCAGCGUCUGGCCGAUGGCGUGGAGGCCCUCAACCGGACCCUUGAGAGGCUGGUGGAAGCACGCCCCACCCGGGAAGCCUCACUCUCACUCCAGGACAGUGGUCCUGCUGGAGGAGUGGCCCAGGGGCCUGCUGGAGGCUCCCAGGACAGCCCUCAGGGCGCCCACUCGGGGCUCGAGGUCUUCUCAGGGAUGAUCUUGAAGGUGGAGGAGGAGAUAUAGGGCUGGUCGGGGGUGCUGGCAGAGCCAAAGGGCAGGAGCGGGGCCUCGGGUCUUUCCCCUGCUGAGUCCAGGCAGGGGAGAGGUGGCAGUGACUGGGUCUCCAGGGCGCCGGGACAACUCGAGUCCAGGAGACCAGAAGGAUGAGAGGAUGUGGGCUGUCUACCUGUGAUGCCGCGUCCUUGCCGUUGUCUGUGGAGUGUGGUGACCUGCAGGGAAAGGCUGCAGAGAGCCGACCCGUGGGGCCCAGUGGACCAGGUCUACUCAGGGAUGGUGCUGUUGGAGGCUCCAGCCCCUGCGGCAGUGGCCGUGAAGUCCGCAGCCCAGCGCCCCUGGCGGAGGGGGAGGUGGGGAAGAUGCACUUAGGGGCCCCCUGCUCACCGGAGCUCUGGAAAGGCUGGUUCGGCCAGGCCCUAAAAAGGUCCCAAGUGUGAUCUGGCAUGACUCCUGAAAGCCCCUGUCGCCUUCGUGGGCGUGUACGCUCGGAGGGCAGGGCUCCUGUGCCCUACGUGGUUCUGGCCCAGGGGAACCACAUCCCAUAAGCCUGGAAUAAUUUCUCUCCAAUUUUCUAUGUUAUAAAUACAUAAAGAUAUAUAUAUAUAUAUAUGCCUAUAUAUUACUUGGUACUGUAUGGGGCUGGGAUGACAUUUUGUACCUGUAGAUUUUUCUUGCAAAAUAUUUUUUUAUAUAAGCAUAAAAUAACAAAGCAGGCAGCAGUGCGGCUGCUGACGAGCACAGGAGUUGGAGCCUGCUUCUCAGGCCUGGCGGGUGCCGCUGCUUCCAGCCUCCCUGCGGGGGUCCGGGCACCUCCCUGCGUCUUCAGAUCCUUCUUCCUCCAUUACCUCCUUUGACUCUUGGGAGAUCCCUUGGUGGGGCUGCCCCAUCUGCAGUCCCUGCGUGGCAGGGCACAGGCUACAGCCCCCCAGCCUGGGCAGCCGUUGGGAGUGAGCAGGAGCGGGAGGUGGGACCAGCCUGGGCCUUGGCUGGUCUGGGGCCUCCAGCCUCUUCCUCUGCGGCCUCUGCCUGCCUCCCAUGGCCCAAAGCCUGUCCCAGGAGCAAGAUGCCGGCUGACUGGCCUAAGUGGGAGGCAUGCUGGUCCCAGCAGCUUCCGGGGCAGCUCCAGCACAGCCGAGAGUCAAGACUACAGUGUCCCUGAGAGCAGGGAGAGGGGCCUUUUCCUCGUUUUGCGUUUUCCUGUGGAGCCAGCAGUGUGUCAGUAACUCUUGUCUAUGAAAGAACCUGAGGUGUAGCUACAUGUCCAGCUGCUUUCUGUGCAUGCUUGGCCUCCCUCCAGGCUCCCCACUCUGUGCGUGCCCAUGGUGCUGCUGUUGGUUCUGGGCGGGGCCUCCGCUCUGAUGGUUCCACCCCAGGAAAGCUGGCCUUCCAUCCUGCAAAACCAGGUGACCUCAGUCCCACCACCUCCAAGAAGCCUCUGUAGAUCUUCAUUCUGGGUUCUUGGCCAUUAAAAAUACCCACCAUGGGCUGGGCAUAGUGGCUCAUGCCUGUAAUCACAGCAUUUUGGGAGGCUGAGGCAGGAAGAUCACUUGAGGCCAGGAGUUCGAGACCAGCCUGGACAACAUAGCAAGACCUUGCUUCUACAAAAAAUAAAGCUCAAUGAAUAAAGAUACCCAGCACGGCUGACAGUGGC